Molecule: messenger RNA, 2316 nt
Organism: Lobosporangium transversale
Lineage: Eukaryota; Fungi; Mortierellomycota; Mortierellomycetes; Mortierellales; Mortierellaceae
Exons: 3
Coding region: 50-2209 (719 amino acids)
Biological process (GO): RNA 3'-end processing
Molecular function (GO): nucleotidyltransferase activity
Source: RefSeq, a predicted model, not a curated record
AUUUUACUCAUGCAAUAGUUUGAAAUUCACAUUGACUGAAACCAUCAUCAUGGCCUUCAAUUCAGUUUACGCUUCAAGCGUUCUAAUAGAUCAGUCCUCUGAUACUGGACCCUUUAAGGCCGUCGCCUCGGACGAUGAAGUUUUUGUCGGUACCCUAUUUGACACGAUUCUCUAUGAGCGAGCUUGCUACCGCCUAAACCAGCUGAAGAAAUAUGAUUUUCCACUCAAGUACGACGAGCUAGCGUAUGAUUUCCUGUCAGCUUAUCGACUCUGUCUUGAGCCUAAAUUCCUGCACAACCGCCAUACAGCCACCUUUGCAACAUUGUUAGUUAAUUCAAAAAUGCUGACUCCGAAAGGCGUCCGCGCCUUUGUCCUAAGACACAAUGGCAAGUAUGACAUCUAUCCAUCUGAUGACACCGGCUAUCUGGAUGAAAAGGAUGUCGAUGAACUUAAUGAGGAUGAGUUCAGUGAUUUUGAUGAAGUGAAUCAUGGAUUUGGGUCAAUUCGCAAACAAGUUGGAUAUCAAGGCCCACCUCUGAUCACUAUCCGAUCGAAUUUGCUUACUAUCCUGGAAGAUAUUCAUGGUAAAAAGAUGGCUGAUGGCUAUUACAAACUCGACAAACAUUCGCAGGAUAUGAUUGCGGUGAUAAUUGCUCAUUUACGGAAACGCGUUUGGUAUAAUAAUGGAUCUGGAGGCAAGAUUGUAGAGAUCAAGAAUAUGGGUGUUGAUGGACGAUCCAAGGAAAAGGAUGAUGACAAUGAUGAUGACGACGAUAGCACCAUUCAUGAUGGAACGCGCGAUCAUCCAAUCAAAAAUGUCAAAGGUGUGGAUAAAUACACGCGACGUUUUAAUGGCAAGCGAAAGCGAGCCGAUUAUGUUCGGGAGAUGAUCAAUCGAUCUUCUUAUAGCUUCGAGGACCUGAACCGUGACCCUCCUACAGAAUACUCUGAUUCGGACGAGGAUGGUGAGGAUGGACUUGUGAAAGCACUUGAUAGGGUUCACUUGGAUGGAUUCACUGGAAGCGCGUUGAGAAACAUUCGAUGGUUACCAGCAAUCAGAUCUCGUGCUCUUUAUGACUGGAAUGGCGUGAACCAAGAUCUUCGACUGAUUGAUUUGCCAACGGAGCAAGACGAUGCAGCAUUUUAUGGAUGCCUGACUCGAGACAUCAUGAAGUAUUAUCAGACGCUGCUUCCACCACCAGAACUUACGGAGAAGCAUAGGCGGCUUCAAGAGCGCGUAGAAAAAACCAUUUCCGAAGCUUUCCCAACUGAAACGCUCAAAGUUGAGCCCUAUGGUUCAUUCGUGAGCGGACUCCUCAUGGCCAACAGCGAUGCCGACUUUGUUAUCACAGGCCCUAAUGUGAAUAAUCACACGAGUUUAAAUGAUAUGCAUUUCCUUGCAGAGGUGUUGGAGCAUCGCGGAGGAAUGAAGUACGUCUCCCCAGUCCCCCACGCAAUGGUGCCUAUUGUAAAAUUUACGGAUCCCGAAACGAACAUUGAGUGCGACAUUAACACAGGCAACAAUCUAGGUGUUUAUAAUUCCGAUCUGAUCCGGAUUUACACUACAUUGGAUGAACGUGUGAAGCCAUUCUUGUAUGUGAUAAAAGCCAUCUGCCGGGCACAGGGGAUCAAUGACUCAAGAAGUGGAUACCUCAGUAGCUAUGCCAUUACAUGGAUGGGGAUCGUGUUUCUUCAGCAACCCAGUGAUGUUAUUUCGCCAAGCACAUCAAGAGAAUGGGGAUGGGGUCCAGUCUCCAUCCUUCCAAAACUACAACAGCAACCGUUUGAGCGAAUGAAAUCGUUAAGCUUGCGUAUUAAACAUAAUACAAAAGGCAAUGGUCUUGUAAACUUCAACUCGGCCAGGAUUGUUGCCGUCUUUUAUGAUGAAAACAAAGACGGCAAACACACGAAUCAAGGGCGGACCAAUCCCAAAUCUUUGGCCCGAUUAUUAAUAGAAUUUUUCGAAUUUUUCUCACGACGAUUUAACUAUACAUCCAUGGCCAUCAAUGUUGGAGGAGGUGAUUUCGGAAGGAAGCUAAAGGAUAUGAACGAUGGGACUUUCAGAGUCAUAGAUCCAUUCCUUCAUCAUAGAAAUAUCACAGGCCCAUGCCGUGGUGAUUCCCUUGGCCGAGUAUGGAAGGUCUUUGAUUACGUUUACCAGAUGCUGAGCUCUGGCGACCUUGAGGCAGCGCUACGCAAAAUCGAAUAAUUAGAGUAUACAUGCAAUUGUUAUAGUCAUACCAUAUAUAACAUACAUACCCUAAGUUAUUUUUCAUAAGAUUUUUUUUUUAUUAUCAUAACAGUGCAAGUAUGUAC